UGCAGUCGGCCGUUUGACAGAUUUGACAGACUAAUAUUUUUAUUCUCAGAAAGAAUGGAGAGCCAUGAUAGCUAUGAGUGUGAGGUGUGCAACAAGAGGUUUACUCUGAAGUCCAACCUUACACGCCACAUGAAGCUUCACGACACCAGGAUGGAGUCCCUUCGCGUCGACGGAGGUCGUGGUCGCCAGACGAGCUGCGUGGACGCUGCGAGGAUUCAGCGAAUGAAUCGGCAGGCGGAGCUGCUCUUUGGCAAGGAGCACGUCUUUGAACCUAACUUCGCUGCUCCUCUGCCAUACCCUGACGACUACAACCAUCCAGACGAGGAGGAGCUGCUUGGCGUGGAGUAUGGCAUGUGCCAGUCCACUGCAUUCACUGCAAGGCACUACUACGCGCAGAAAGCUGAGGAGGAGGAGGAGGAGGGGAAAGGGGAGUCUGCUGCUGAGGAGAGUGGCGAGGAAGAGGAGGACGAGCAGGCUGACGAGGGUGUCGGAGGCAUGUCGGAGGAGGACCCCAUAGACCACGUCUGUGAGAAGCAUGUCGUCCUCACUCAGGCAGAGCAGGUGGAGGAAGAGGAUGACCCCGCUUUGCAGGAUGUCCUGGCCAGCCAACGCCAUCUCCAUCUGCCAGGGAUAGAGGAAGUGGAGGCCCUUGCGUCGCUUCUCCUCCAGCUGGCAGACGACAGCGACCACCACCACCUCGUGCCCGCCGUGCUGAGGCAGCAAAUUGCCACGGCUGCUGCUGCUCUCCACGACCGGUCCGGCGCCAACUUCGUCAAGAAGUACGAGUCCAGGUGGGGCUACACCCUCUUUGGUCAUUGCCUCGGAGCCGACACGCCAGAGACCAGCGCAGCCCAGAAGACCAAGUUUGGCUGGAUGAGGUACCCCCAAGCAGCGCAGGUGACCGAGGAGAGCCGUCUUCUGUAGCUCCUGAUUAAGAUGCUGCAGCACCAUCCCACCUGCAGCAAAUUCCACUCGUCUCCCAGCAAGCUGACCUCAUCCAUCAAAGGCCAGUACAAGAGGAUUGCCGACAGAGUGAGGGACGACCCGGUCAUGGGCAGCCUCGCCAUCCCGCUGCCCAACAUAAACGUCAAGUCCAUCAGCAACUUUUUCAGGAGGGAGGAGAAGAUGGCCAACUUCAGGGCAACGGUCAGGCCAAGAGUGAAGACUCAUCGGAAUGUUCUGUCAGGCCAACCAAUGCCAACUUAUUUUUUUGUGUAGAGUAAAAUGUUAAUGCACACCCAUACUUAUAAGGUUCUCACCACUAAAGAGUCUCAUUUAUUAUAAAAGAUUUUAUCAGAUUUGUAUUGCUAUUAAGUUUUUUAUAUAUAUCUUUUCCCAAUGAGCACACAGCACACUGGGAGCUGUACUGUAUGACACUGUAUUAUUGUAUAUGAUACUCACAAAAUUGUGCUUGUGUGUUUUUUUUUCUUUUAUAUUUACAGGUUGGACUUUGAAGACCCACAGCCAGACUGUCAACCAGGGCCUUCAAACCGCUGUAUCCAGCCCAAGCCUGCCACUGCAUCCUACGUGCCAUCUGCCGUGGCAAAAGCACCUGUCCUCCUGGUGCUGCCAACCCAACCACAGGCUCCAUCAGUGAGGUUGCUGCCAUCUGCCAACCCAGUCUUCCUCCCUGUCCUCCCACCCUGUCCUCCCGCAGUGAAACCUGUUAUGCCCAACAAGUCCAAUAAGCCAUGUGGGGCUUGCAAGGUGCCGCAGUGUGGGGGGCAGCGGAAGAAAUACACCCCUUCGAAAGACAAGGUGGCUGGAAGCAGCCAGAAAAUCUUCACCUUUUGUCCCUCCGCCAAUAUGUCCACCACACCUGGCUUCGAAGGUGUAACAUACACCAGCUAUGAACACUUUAAAACUGUGGUGGAUGGGGAACUGGAGAAGAGGAGAACCACCCUCUAAACCUGUUGUGGGUUGCAAUGACUGUCACACACACACACACAUACUGACCGACACAUACACGCUGACACACACACACACUGACAGACAC
Alosa alosa (allis shad) is the source of this 1996-nucleotide messenger RNA. Its product is annotated as unconventional myosin-Vb. The transcript is spliced from 3 exons. The coding region runs from base 55 to 924 and encodes 289 amino acids. NCBI's taxonomy places the organism in Eukaryota, Metazoa, Chordata, Actinopteri, Clupeiformes, Clupeidae. The record is from RefSeq and is a predicted model, not a curated record.